Apodemus sylvaticus (European woodmouse) is the source of this 2523-nucleotide messenger RNA. RefSeq names its product abhydrolase domain containing 6, acylglycerol lipase (gene Abhd6). NCBI's taxonomy places the organism in Eukaryota, Metazoa, Chordata, Mammalia, Rodentia, Muridae. Gene Ontology annotation, molecular function: catalytic activity. Bases 396 to 1409 code for a protein of 337 amino acids. The record is from RefSeq and is a predicted model, not a curated record. The transcript is spliced from 10 exons.
UUGAAGUUUUGAACCCGGGAUGGGGAGCGUCUCCCAACAAAUCCCGGCUGCUGAGACAACCUCCUAAGGCGGGCUGCGCUGGUAUUUUUGUCGGAGGGCGCGAGCGAGUGCGUUGCGCCUUUAAGGAGUCAAGCCGAGCCUAUUGCUGAGAGCGAGAGUGCGCAGGUGCGGGGACCUGGGACCCGGAGGGCGGCGAUCCAGCAGCAGGACCACGGCCACUGAGGGCACUGAUUGAAGCAUGCUGGGAAAACUGCUUCUGGUGACGAAGCUACUAAGAGAACAGUUGCAUGAGCAAACCAGGGUUAUGUCCUCUGUGCUGCAGUGCUUCAUCUGUGAAAUGAUAUAACUCCUCUCUUGCUUGGCUCUGCAGGUACUGACGAGCGUCAGGGAGCAGGAUGGAUCUCGACGUGGUUAACAUGUUUGUGAUAGCGGGUGGGACGCUGGCCAUUCCCAUCCUGGCAUUCGUCGCUUCUUUCCUCCUGUGGCCCUCAGCACUGAUAAGAAUCUAUUAUUGGUACUGGCGGAGGACACUGGGCAUGCAAGUCCGCUACGCACACCAUGAGGACUAUCAGUUCUGUUACUCCUUCCGGGGCAGGCCAGGACACAAGCCAUCCAUCCUUAUGCUCCACGGAUUCUCCGCACACAAGGAUAUGUGGCUCAGCGUGGUCAAGUUCCUUCCGAAGAACCUGCACUUGGUCUGUGUGGACAUGCCGGGGCACGAAGGUACCACCCGCUCCUCCCUGGAUGACCUGUCCAUAGUCGGGCAAGUUAGAAGGAUACAUCAGUUUGUAGAAUGCCUUAAGCUGAACAAAAAGCCCUUUCACCUUAUAGGCACCUCCAUGGGUGGCCAGGUGGCUGGAGUAUACGCUGCUCACUACCCGUCCGACAUCUGCAGCCUGUCCCUCGUGUGUCCUGCUGGCCUGCAGUAUUCAACUGACAAUCGGUUUGUACAACGGCUCAAAGAGCUGGAGAAUUCGGCUGCCAUUCAGAAGAUUCCCUUGAUCCCGUCCACCCCGGAGGAGAUGAGUGAGAUGCUUCAGCUGUGUUCGUACGUCCGCUUCAAGGUGCCCCAGCAGAUCCUUCAAGGUCUUGUCGAUGUUCGCAUCCCUCAUAACAACUUCUACCGGAGAUUGUUUUUGGAAAUCGUCAAUGAGAAAUCCAGAUACUCUCUGCACGAGAACAUGGACAAGAUCAAGGUCCCAACACAGAUCAUUUGGGGAAAACAAGACCAGGUGCUUGAUGUGUCCGGGGCAGACAUAUUAGCCAAGUCAAUCACUAACUCCCAGGUAGAGGUUCUGGAAAACUGUGGCCAUUCGGUGGUGAUGGAGAGACCGAGGAAGACAGCCAAGCUCAUUGUUGACUUUUUAGCUUCUGUGCAUAACACAGACAACAACAAGAAGCUGAACUGAGGCCGUCGCCACAGCCUGCAUUCUGCACACAGCGUCUGUCCCUAUCCCCCAACCUGACACAGUAAACCACUCUCAGGGAUCCCAAAUGCCGCAGAGCACCAACGUCCCUGAGGAAGCCAGUUGCCUAUCCCAGUAUCCUUGGUUCCACAGAGCAUCAGGGGCCACAAGGAACUCUUCAAGAUCCUUUUUUUUUUCAAAAUAGAAACUUAAAUGGAACCAAAAAAAAAAAAAAAAAAAAAAAAAACCCAAAAAAACAAAACAAACAAAAAAAACACAUCUAGCCAUGACGCCGACCGGAAGUCUUCAAGUUCACAUCACUGACAAGCCAGUGCUGAGCAGCCACCCUGGACCAUAAUCAUCAAGGACACUUUCUUUAAGACAUUCCUCACACAUUAGACUUCAUCUAAUUUUGUUCUUGUUGUUUCAGAUGUAUCCCCUGCAUGGUCAGUGGCUUUGUCUACAGGAGCUUUAGUCAUUGAAAACUCUUGUUUAGCUCUAAUUCAAGUUUUACAUAGAGGCCCACGUGUGAAUGCAGCCGCUCAGUAGACCCGGGAAGAGACAGCUAACUGUGGAAGAGGUUUCUGCCUUGAGGCCUGAUAUGCAGGAGGCUGAGGUGGAAGGAUCCGAGACCAAGGCCUGCCAGACAGGUACAGAGUGAGUUCAAGGCCAGCCUGAGCUACUGACUGAAAAAGAGAAAAUGUUUCUACUGUUUCUUUAAUGUAGAAGUCUCUAUGAGGGGGCACUGCUUCACCUCAAUCAGCCCUAAGAACCGACCAAGCAGUAGAACAUACAGACUGAUGAUGAUUUGGGCAGCCACAGAUCGGAUUCGUCUGACCGACCACAGUGAAGACCACCUGACUGGGAGGGUUCCCUAGGACUAGGAAAGCAGUGAUGUCCUAGACCUCUAAUCCGACUGGAGGCCCACACCAAGCAGCUCACGGCAUCUUUUCUAUUCCGCUGUUCUACUGAAAACCCUCGGAAGGAAAGUACCAGCUUGUUAAUGAAUUCUGUGAAUUCAGAGAACAAUAGUGUGAUUGGGAAAAAAAUUGAGUCUAAACAGCUGUAAAAGAGACCACAAUAAUGUGAAAUAAAUUUACGAAGUCUAGGCUGGUAA